This is a messenger RNA of Galleria mellonella (greater wax moth), 4577 nucleotides long. Its product is annotated as blood vessel epicardial substance-like. The coding region runs from base 377 to 1483 and encodes 368 amino acids. The transcript is spliced from 6 exons. The record is from RefSeq and is a predicted model, not a curated record. Lineage: Eukaryota; Metazoa; Arthropoda; Insecta; Lepidoptera; Pyralidae. Gene Ontology annotation, cellular component: sarcolemma. Gene Ontology annotation, molecular function: cAMP binding.
GCUUCUGUCAUAGUUCGUUGGUGUAGUCUGUCAUUUACGUGCUUCGAUUGUUUGCUUUACUAUUUCUAAUUCUAACGUUUUAUUUUAGACUAUUGCAAAGAUUUUAUUCGUAUUAAGUUUUCUUUACGCCGACAUCUCCUUUAUUUAAUUUUGCACUCAAACGCUUUUGCAAGAACUUGUAGUGUUUUAUGAGUUCUAUAAAUUUUAUUUUUUAAAUAAAUCUGAUCAGUGGCCGUCUGUAAAUACCUUCAUGUUUCUUCUUAAUAUUGUACAAAAUCUAAGUGUUUAAGUGAACAUCAACAAGCGCAAAUGCCAAUUGCCGGUAACAUUUCGAUGACAAAACUCGUUCGUGUUUCGGCGGGAGCGUGGUGGGACUAUGUUGUUUCUCGGUGCCUUAACGAUCGGUAUGAUAACUGGGCUGCAGAAUGUCACGACCGAUUUGCCAUCGACGGGCAGUGACGUCACGGAGGUCCCUGAAUCCACGGAGAGGACAAGUGAAAUGGGGUUGCUGGAGACGACGAAGUUAUCAGGAUCCCAAGUGGGAGACUUCGUGAACGUUACCAUUCAGGAGCAGCCGUCAAUGUGGGAGUUGUACUUACACCACUGCCCCAAGUGGCGGCCAAUAAAUCAUAUAUUUUUCCAAGUGGCCAACAUUUUUUUCUUGCUUUCAUUCUUGGCUCCUCAUACUCCUAGUGGGUUGAUAUGGUUGAGGGUGGCGCUUAUCAUCGGGUGCGCGUUCUCGGGCAUGUGGGCGUGGAGUGUGGAGUGCUACCUGGACGGAGUGCUGUGGAACAGUGCAUUUAUUGUGAUAAACUUUGUGUACUUCUCAGUGCACUUUUAUUUGAUGAAGCCAAUCAAAUUCCACAAAGAUAUAGAGGAGGUCUACGUGGCUCUCUUCAAGCCCCUAAGGGUGUCAAGGAGACAGUUCCGCCGCGUGCUAAUGUGUAUGCGGAACGUGCGACACCUCAAGUGCCAUGAACUGUACGCGCACGAGAAGGUCACCAAAGUGGACAGCCUCUCCCUCGUGCUGUCCGGCAAACUGGUGGUGUCCCAGAACCAGAGGGCGCUACACAUAGUGUUCCCCCACCACUUCUUAGACUCGCCAGAGUGGUUCGGCGUGUCUACAGAUGAGUACUUCCAGGUGUCAAUAAUGGCUAUGGAAGAGUCCCGCGUGCUGGUGUGGCAUCGCGACAAACUGAAACUGUCCAUCAUGUCGGACGGCUUCCUGCAGGCGGUGUUCGAUCACAUACUGGGCCGAGAUGUGGUACAUAAGCUUAUGCAGGUGAGCGAAACGAUGGCAGUAAGUAACGGCCACCUACCCAACAGUUACGAAGAGGGUGAAGACAAACCUAUGCUCGUGGUGAAGAAGGCGGGCGACGGGCCCGGCAUCACCGCACUACUCAACAGGCAGCUGCAAGCAACAGACCCGAACGCGUGGCGACUGGGUCGGAUCGAGGAGGCAGAUCACGAGACGCCGGUGUGAGGACGGGCCCUGCACGUCGCGGUGCGACCGCGCGCUCUGCAUCGCGGACCGCAACACGCCCGCCGCUAGUGCACGUAACUAUCAACACUCGAAUAUUCAGAACGCGCUAUAGUGUUACAGCAAGUGAAGUGGACAUGUUGAUGUGUGAACUAGGCCUUUAAGCUUGAGAUUCGUAAUAGUCACAAAGUUUAUGCGUUACCAGCUUUAUGUCAAGUGAUCGUAUGUAAUAAAACCGAUCAGUUUUGCAAUAAUUUGCAGUGCACAAUUUUUCGAUACAAUACAAAUGGUUUCAUACGUGAAGCCCCUAAUUAUUGAAACUGUUUUAAAACUUACUUAUUGAUUUAAUAUGUACUUGAUAUUGUACCGAGAGCACCUCUAAAAAAAUUAAUUAAUUGUGACCUUGGUCAUAAUUAAUUUAAUUAAAAUUUCUUUAUUAAAAUUACCUGACUGAUGAUUUUCUAACUGGAUGCAGAAAAACGACUUCCUAAAUUAUAUCUGUAUUGACUGAAAAAUAGCCUAUCAUAUCAAGGAAAUAACCUAGCCAAUAUUUAUAUAUAACACCUUUGAUAUUUAUUGAAAUAAAGCGAUUGAAAAUAACUUCUCGCAAACUGGCAUAUCUCAGUUCAUACUUUCAUACUUAUUGCAUUCUUGCGGACAUGCGCUCCGUUGUGUGUGAAAUAGGCCUAACGAAUGUUAUACUUGCAAUAUUUUUUAUAAAUAUUGAAUAUACUAUGGUGUCUUUAGAAAAUGUAUGGAUAUAAGUAGGGAUUUAAAAUCAUGAUUGUGCGAACGGAAAGAUGAUAUUACUAUUAUUUUAUGUAUAUAAUAUACAUUGUAUGUAGAUAGAUAUAUAAUUGAUAUUGGCCACUCCUUUUGUAUAUACGAUAGGUACAUACCUUAUGUCCCUAUAGUAAUUGUAACAAACGGAAAAGUAUGUUUUGUGUAUAUAUUUAUAUAUAGACAAUAGAUAUUAUAUUUGUAAUACGUGUGUGUACAAAAUAUAUGUUUAAACGAAUUUAAAGGGAGACGUAACUUGCGUUCUGUUUCAGCUAGAGUUUCAUAGCAAAAUUCCCAUACAAAGUUUUUAAUAUAGCUAUUACCUCACAACAGUAUUUGGGGUCCUAAUAUUAUAUUUAAAAAUAUUUUUCAAUUAAUUUUGCAAUAAAUUUUGAAUUCGUGACUUAAUUUUUUUUUUUCUAAGGCAGUAUGAUACAAAUUAAGAUGAUUCAACCAUACAAUUUACAUUUACAAGCAUAUAAGCUAUUUAUUAUGAAGAAAUUAUAGUAAUAAAGAACAAGUACACAACUUAUGACCUGCGCACUCGAAGGACAUUUUAUCUGCGGCCAAAAUUGCCUUUUAUAUUUUGCUUCAUUUUCCCAUGCUUUAAAUAAAUUAAUAUGUUCACGAAUAUAAUCCAUAAUGGAGUAUUUGGGGUAUUUAAUGGAUGAUAAUGGUAUGGUAACCCCGCCUGCGCUAACGGUAUACGCUGGCGAAGCACCAGUGAAGGGUGAUAGAUGAGAAUUAAAACAGGCCAGUUAGUCCAUCAUGAUGAAUUAAUCAGGAAUUAACCAUGAUAGUUUCCAGUGAGAACCGCGAGGAGGUCGACCGGAGGAUUCUCAGUCUCCAUUACUAACAAUCUCUAUCCCCCCUCCCUAAUGGAGUAGGUAGGGGGAUAUGUCGACUGUUUAUGAAUGAUCAAUGAAUGACAUGUAUUCGGCAUACUAAGAUCAUUCAUUUUACGGUGAGUAUAUUUGCAUCAAACAUGUCAAGGAUCGACAGCCACCCUGUCCCAAUUGAUCCAAUUGACGGCAAUAGGAUUAAUUCAGUGUUUAAUCACCGCAGUAUGUGUGGGAGAUUUGAAGUGAUAAUCAAAAAUUUUAUCAGUUAAAUUCGAAUUAACAAAUACUGUAUGUUGUGCGUGCAAUACCGUACGCGACAUCACAAAGAUCGCUGACAAAAUGUCCAUCGUGUAGUACGGCCUUUAACUCAACAAUGAAGCAAUAAGUACAGUUAUAAAAUAACGGUAUUGAUAAAGGUGUCCUCUUCAUGUAAACGUGUAUCGAAUAUUGUAUGUUUGAUGUUUAAAUGUUCUUUGAAUAUGAUGUACCUAAACAUUCCAAAUUAUUUUUGUUUUGUGGCUAAUUUGAAUGUUUCUAAUUGUUACUAUUGGUAACGCACUGCCAAUGCAAACUAUUAAUAUAGGUAUUGACUGUAAGCUCCUAUGAAAUGUGCAGCUAUGGACGCUAUGGUUAUAUUUGGUAAAUGUCUAAUAUGUUGUAGAACAAUCUUAAGUGAUAAAAUAUAAUUACUGAAGUAUUGUUAUAUUAUGAGCCCGCAGAGUCCAGACGAGAGACAAAUAUUUCCUAUCUGAUUGAAUAGAGCACUAUUUUUUACGCCUACUUUAACACAUUUAAUAAACAAUUAUGGCAUGUCUUUUUGGAAAUUUGCAAAUAACAAGACACAAAAAUAAUAUUAAACAAAUACAUUUUUAUUAUAGGUAAUAUUUGUCUCUUUUAUGUAUCGAUAUUUCUAUGAACUUCUCAAAAUUAUUUCAAAUAAAAACCAAUUAUAGAAAUAAAUUCUCGAUGGAAAAUACCCAGUGAAUAUGACGAUACCAACAUAAAUUCUUUGUCUGCUCAGGCUUAUAAAGGCUAAUGCAAACAAGCAACAGUUUUCAGGGUACACCACAAUGUUCCUUUAGGUAUAUGGAGCACUAUUCUUUUGUCAUUUUAAUGGACUAAAAAGUACCUGACUAUCCACCAUUAUUAUAUGCGUCAUCCAAAUAAAACAGCAGUAACAACAGUGACAAAAUACGUGCAUACGACUAUAUCAUUUGAAUCUCUCGUGUUUUUGUUAAUUACUUUUAAACUGUGAUUUUAUUUUGGUACGAAGACAAAAUGUGAUUGUGUAUAGAUCUAUUACUUGCCUUGAUGUAUUUCAUAGAGCACCUGGUGUGUUAAAUUAGAAUGCCUUAACGAAUUGCCAUUUGUGAUGAAUGUAAAUUAUGGAUGAGUGACUAUAUAUAAAUUGAAUCAUUGUAGUACAUGUUGAGACGACUAGAGAUUAAUGAAAUAAAAGUAACAAAUUGUGUAAA